CAACUGCUGCACACAGAUAUAUUUCUAUUUCUUGUUCCUCUUUGUUUCUUUUGUGUGAUGUAAUUGUGUGUUGCUGAGAAAAUAAACUUUUUAUCUAUCUAUCUAUCUAUCUAGUUUGAUAGAAAUUGGUUAACAAUAGUUAUCCACCUUUCGGAUUGUGAAUGAAUUCACAAUAAGUAAUCUUUUGUUUUUUUUUAGCUGAAAUAACUAUAUCAUCUUAAUAUUUUGGUGAUAUCUGGCGAAAAGCGUAUUUUGUUUGUUAUAAAAGGAAUACUCCUGAUUCGAUUUCAAUAACAUUAAAAUGGGACAACCUCGGUCCAUUAAGCUAUCGAAUAAAAAAAUAAUUUUGAAAACCAGUCAACAAUUAGCGGAAAAAUCGGUGAACAUAUAUAAAAAAAAAAAUAUACAUCGCCGUCAUACAUAUAACGAUUUUAAAGUCGGUUAACAAAAGAUAAUAUCCGUUAAGGUUUACAAAAAUACACAUUUAUUUAAUAAGUGUAUUAUAAAUAUGUGUAAUCUUUAAUUGAACUCAAUUUUCAGUUGUAUUAUGCUUUUUAUCAUUCUUUUUUUUUAAUUCGGUAUUUACUGUUAUAGGUCUCUAUGGGUUUUUCUGUGUUUGACCGCAUCCACUCUUUUCUAAGUUAAAAAUGUUGAAUUGCUUUCGCUAAAUGUAACUUCAAUUAAAUGUGAACUUCGAAAAAGAAACUGUUUUUGAUUAUUAAUAAUAUUCUUUACAAAAUUUUAUACAAGAAAUUAUUUGAAUAAGUAAAAAUAUCUCUUGAAAUAAAUAAAUAUUCGGAAGGUGUUAUUUGAAUUCAAAUUGUUCAUAAUCGAUAUAUAUGCUUAUUUAAAAUCGACUGACCAGAAAAGAUUAAUUUAAUUUACUUUAUAUUUUCACUCCAAUUUUUUUUACAAAUAAAUAAAAUUAGAGGGCUGUUUUAGAUUUAAAAAGUUUAAUCAGAAACUAUCCGAAUAUUAUUAGAAUUCGAAUUAUCUGAAAAAUUACAAAUAAAAUCCUAACCGCAGAAAAACAGCUCUCGAUCGGUCGUCAGUCGUCACUCGUUGUGUUCGUUAAAAAAACAAGUUUAUUUUUUCCUGCGCAUGAGCGUGUCAAAUCGUCCGAUGGCCCUUGCCUGAGAGUUCAACGCAGUACCUUCACUACUUCAUUUAUUUACGAUCAAAUUACAUUUCUAUUGGAACGAUUUUUUUUAAGAACAUGGCUUACACUCUUAAAAUCUUAAUUCGAUAUAUCGUGAACUGCUUCAUCCCCUGUCCUGCUCUAAUUUACGUUUUUUAUGCAGCAGAGUGGAACGGAGCUUGAUGGAGUUCGCAAUAUAUCGACAAAAGCACGACCCCUAUAUUUAAAACUUCGUUUCUUUCGUUUUAUGUUUAAAUAUCACUUAUCUAUUUAUACAUAAUAUAAAACAAAGUCAUUUCCCGCUGUCUGUACGCUGAGAUUUUAUAAACUACACAACGGAUUUGCUAGUAGCAAAAAAAAUUGAAUCGAAAAACGCUUUCGAAUUCCGUAUAUAAAAUUGAAAAGACUAAAAAGGAAUUGAGAGGAAAUGUCAACAUAUCCAUUCUACAUAGUUAUAAUUUUGUCAUUUUAGUAAAAGAUGAAAAAUAUAAGAAAUAUUAUUUUUGAGAAAGCAUUUCAUUUUUCUAUUUAUAUUCUAUUUAAAUAAAUAAAAUUUCUUAAAAUUGCUUCUUCGAAUGUUAGGUAAUGUUCUAGUGGUUCUUCACUGAAUCCUUCAAAAUUACAAAUAAAUAUUCUCCUAACGGAUCCACUUACAAUUCAAAAGUGUACUUUUAAGAGGGAGUCUUACGUCUUAAGAAUAGAGUUAAUAAAGAUUAAGUAGAAAAAAGUUUUGUCGGGCCAUUUGUCCUGAAGGCUCACCCAUUUUUUUCGAGGUUUAUCUUAGUAACCGUUUCCCAGACAUAAUGGCUCAGAUGGAUUAGAACAGCAUCGAUGAUGCUACUGGCCAUAUAAGAUAUAUUAAAAAAUGCAUCUGUCUAAACCCUCAUGAAAAAAAACUAAGCACCAAUGAUAAUACUUUCUUUUCGUUGGUACGUAACUUUAGACGUUUCGUUGGAAUGAUAAAAACAAAGACUCGACUCUACUUUCUUUAUCUAAUUCAGAUACCUAAUGUUAAAACUAUGACAAAGCCUGUAAAACCAAUUCAAGAUAACUUCAUAGUUGACUAGAAAAUUAAAACCGGUUUUAGAAGUUAUAACUAAUAAACGUUGGGAAAUACCUUCGGCAUUUAUAGAGUCAGGUUAUAGAAUAAGGCAUUUUGUUUUCUGAAAGUAGUCGCAUAAUAUUAAACGACCGGUUCACUGAAUGGGCGUAAAUGUGUGAACGCGGAAGAGAACGUGCAGGAAAAUUGAAAUCAGCAAAUAAAUCGCUCAGCAUUUCUACGUAACCGUGUCUUUCGAAGUGAUUGAUAAUUUACGAAGCGUUUAACAGAGUCGUUGCAUCACGAGCGUACAUAGAGCUGCCAGCGGCGGCCAAGAUUCGGUGGCAAUGUUCAUGCAGGAAUUCAUUUCGCCUCGAGAAGUGUCCGGUUUCAGUCUGGCACGUCGAACGCUCAUAUUUCGUUUAGUAUUUAUUUAUGUAUAGGUCGGGCGCAGGUUCUAUCAGCGGCGCUGCGGGCGAAGCGGCCGGCGGCCCAGGGGGGCAUACUUACUACGUGAUUAAUCCGCCCCCCCCCCCCCCCCCUCCCUUGCCGCGGCGGCCGGGCGCUCCGUACUCGCGCCGGGUUUCCUCGUCCCCGCUCCUCACGGCCACUCACUACGCACGGAGCUCCGCGUAGUGCCGCCGCCAGUCGCUCUGCGACCCGCGCCGAAGUCGCAUUUUAUCCGUCUGUUUUGCGUGUAACCGUGCUAUCGUUCAUGCUAAUCUCCGUUCGUUGAUUUCUUUGCCGAGUGACCGAAGAGGAACCGGCGCGUGAUAUCGCGAGUGUCGAAUGUUCGUGGACGUCACGCCCGUGUACUUUUCCACCGAAUUCCGAGCGUAAAUAACCAGUUCGAAGUGACGGACGGCGCCUUCCCUCGGAUGAGAUUUCCGAGCGACGAGCGCUGCUGUGACCUGUGGCCUGCGAUGCUGCGCCCGUGACCGUCUCGCGACAGUGUCACGAAACCGCGUCCGAUGAUCUCGGCGAGCCUCCCCAGCGAGGCGCUGGCCCAGCUGGGGCAGCUUGGGCAGCUGAGCCAUCUAUACCCGCCGCCGACGCCGGCCGGCAUGACGCCCGAGUUCCUGCCUCCCCCGCCGCGGCCGUACGCACGGUACCCUCCCCGACGCCGCGAGAUGCCUGCCCCACCCGCACCCUUCCCGACCUACACGCCAUUCUUGCCGCCCGGAUACGCAUCCUACUUGUACCGGACCAGAGCUCUACAACCACAGGCGGCGUAUCCGAUGCGUCCGAGACACUCGUCGGGAUUCGUUCCGCCGGCGCCGGCACCGCAUUCGCCACCGACUGCGCCGGCGCCCGUUCCACCACCAAGAGAAGAACCACCCAUGUCACCGGAGCGAGGUGCUCCCGCGCCGUACUUCUGCCGCGGAGCGCUCAUCCGCUUGGAGGACGGUUCCCUCCGCCGUGUUGAAGAGAUGCGGACAGAAGAUUUUGUCAUGAGCGCUGACCGCAGCGGCGACCUCACGCUCACGCAGUGCACGCUGCUGCGGUUGGACGAGCGCGGUGACAAACUAGCACUCACACUCACUUACGACAGGAAUAGAUCGCAGGUAGAGCUCGAGUCCACUGUCGAGCACCCAUUCUUCGUGUACGGGCGAGGCUGGGCUUCCUGUAGGCCCGACCGCACGCUGGCACGAUACGGUUUGAACGUACAAAGGCUGCAAGUCGGUGACGUCUGCGUUUCCUUAGUCGCGCGCAAGCACGCGGGGCAUCCGCCCACUGGGCCCGCGGGUCACACGGGGCAUUCAGGACCAACAGGGCCACAGGGUACAAGCACCAUGCUCGCCUCCGCCCCUCCACAAACACAUCCAGAAAACCUCAGCGUGAAAGAAGACGCUCGGAAAAGGCGGUGGUCAGCCUCAGAUGUAUGCGAGGACGACUGUCCGCCCCCCAAAAAACGCUGAGCAACAGCUUAGUUCUAACGCGCUCGGAUCUUAAUGUGUUGUGAUCUUCGUUGCGACUCUUGGACUUAUUUUACUGUGGAACGUGUGUGACGAGCCUCUGUCGUGUCGUCGAUGUGUCUGACUGCUUUCCAUGAUCACAUCCCAGUGACCACAGUGUCUAGUUUCAGCGACAGCAGUCGGGACGUACGCUUAUGAUAUUCUAUUCGGGAACUUUAGGUGCUUUUUACUGUCGGGUGCUUCUGUACAUUGUGUACAAUGUUUGUAAAUAUUGUAUGUAACCUUAGGUCAAAGUUGAAAGUUCCACUCCAUGACGACAUUUAUGUGUCACAAAAGUAGCGUUAAGUGUAGUUUAACUACACGUUAUCUUCUAAUGACACGUAAUCGUUAUAUUCGAGAGAACACUAUUGUAAGGUGUACCUUAUAAAGAGUUUUAAAAUAAUGGAGUAAUAUUCAAAAGAGCACAAAAAUAACAAAUGAGUUUCUAUCAGAUCUUAAUGUAGGUGAGAUAAUGUGAUAACCAAUGAGAUUUAAAAUCGCCAGAGACACGUGGUAAUGCAUAUUUUAGAUAAAAAAACGUUAAGGUACAAUGAAUGUUAGGUAGAUGUAGAGGGCUGACGUGUGCUUAAGUCUUGACUGAUAUUCCAUGAUUUUUCCGGAACAUUUCUAGUUGUAUCUCGCAGUCAGUGUGCCGCCGAUGGUUGUGACUGCAUACAUAUCCGACGUGUGUCGUUGUUAUGCGGGAAUCGUUCACCGUACAUUAAAAACGAGUCUUUCCUCUUCAUUUAUAGUAGAUUACUUCGCUGAAUAGCAUUGACAAAUAAUUCGUGUUUAGAAUAAAUGUUGAUAUAUAACUUACUAUAUAUUGUAAAAAAAAAGUUUAAAUAUUUAUAAAAGGAGGGUCAAGUCGUUUGUCCUAAAUAUAUCUUAAUUUAUAGUAGAAGAUAAUAUUUGUUCCCUUUCCCUAAUGUUUUGCGACUGUACUCAAAUGGUAAAGCGACAUACGCUUCGUUCUUCAAUAACAUCCUAGACCAUUAAAAUGUUCAGAACAAAAUUAAGGGUUAAAUAGGGAAUAUCCAACUGCUGAAUGGAGUUAAACUAUUAAGAGACUAGAGUAUAUAUUUUCAGGUGAUCCAAUAAAAGGACCACGACCUCAGUCUCGGUAACAUAGUAGUAAAUUAUAAAUGUAUACCUAUUUUAUCAUCACGUUUAGAUGUCAUCUAUUAGGUUUGACGUCCAUGUGUGAUAAACAUAAUUUUGUAUGAGAAAAUGUAUACAUAAUAAACACACAGUCUGUGAUAUUUUGUAGUUAUUGGUCAGUUAAGGUGUGAAGUAUUGCUUGAAUAAAGGAAGUAUGUAUUAGGGUAAGCGUUAUUGGUAAGGAACUAUUGUAGUAUACUCAAAAAAUAUUCACCGAAAAUGGAAACAGCCCGAAGACAAAUUUAGCGUCUGUGAUUUAUAUACAUAUAUCGUUAUGCGUAAUUAACGCAAAUUCAUGGCCAUAUCAUAAUCAAAUUGAUUUUUGUAUAAAUAUAAUUAAGUGAAUGGUUAUAUUUGUAUAUCAUAUAUGUUUCGGAGAUCAUUGUAAACAUUUAUUUUGCAUAAAAUAAUAUAUAGCUUUAUGUACUUAGGUUCAUUCAAACGCUAUUGUGAGCCGUCAAGUACAUGAAAAUUCACAAAGAAAUCGUAAGUCAUGCCUCCUAUAAUAUAGCGAAGUAAACUAAUGGUAUACAUAACAGCGUAACAAAAGUAUAAGAGACUGAUGGUAUGGUAUAAAUAAAAAUUUAAUUUAAUUUAUUAAUACACGCUGCACACUGUCGGCUGUUUAAUAUAAAGCAAAAAAAAAAUGUAUUGAAAAUUUACUAACCUUAAAACUGAUAUUCGACAGCUGACACUGGGGUGGACGAUACCUUAUAAUUAUGGCGAAUUUUCGUCAGUGCUUAAAUAUUGUGACAAGGACUUUAUAAAUAGACUACACCAAUAUCCGUACAUCUAUAUUAUGUAAGAUUACUCUGUUCUUUAUUCGGUUGCAUUUGUUUAGACUGUCAAUAAUGCUAAUUUGAUGAUUUUGAUAAGAAAUAAAAUCAUCGAAUUACCUACCAACUAUACCAUUUUAAUGACAUAAAUAUUGCCUUAGUCUGUUCCUAGCGCAAGCAAAAAGCGGUCAAUGACUUAAAUAAAAAAUUGCUACAAUACACCUCUGUAUGAUACUGCCAAGUACUGCGUUCUGUUGUACUGGGUGAGGUCAGCUACCUAUAGCGUUCCAUACGACAAAAAGUAGUACUUCGCGGAAACGAUACAGUUCUAUGGAUAGCGAUAGACAUUGUUGACUUUUAACGCUCACCUAAUACUUUAGGUUAAUGCAAGUUUCUUCACCAAUCUUAGGAAUAGACUACAGGGUAUAUUGUGAUGCUUUUUAAAUAUGACGC
Molecule: messenger RNA, 6522 nt
Organism: Diatraea saccharalis (sugarcane borer)
Lineage: Eukaryota; Metazoa; Arthropoda; Insecta; Lepidoptera; Crambidae
Source: the annotation of a GenBank genome assembly